UGGUCAGCGCUCGCCGCCUCGCUCGGAGCUGGGUGCUCCUUCGCCUGCCCGGGACUCGCGCACGCGCACCGUCCGCCCCGCGAGAGAGACCGCCUGCGAGCGAUACUAUGGUGGAUUACCACGCAGCAGGGCAGCCGACUUACCAGUACGGCGGCAAUGGGCCGGGCAUCAGCGACUACAUGGCCCAGGAGGACGACUGGGACCGAGAUCUCCUGCUCGACCCAGCUUGGGAGAAGCAGCAGCGCAAGACCUUCACAGCGUGGUGCAACUCCCACCUGCGGAAGGCCGGCACGCAGAUCGAGAACAUCGAUGAAGAUUUCCGCGACGGACUCAAGCUCAUGUUGCUGCUGGAAGUCAUUUCAGGGGAGCGGUUACCAAAACCUGAGAGAGGAAAGAUGAGAGUACAUAAGAUCAACAAUGUGAACAAAGCUCUCGAUUUCAUCGCAAGCAAAGGAGUCAAGCUGGUUUCCAUAGGAGCUGAAGAAAUUGUCGAUGGCAAUGCAAAGAUGACCCUUGGCAUGAUCUGGACGAUCAUCCUCCGGUUUGCCAUUCAGGACAUCUCCGUGGAAGAGACCUCGGCCAAGGAAGGCCUAUUGCUUUGGUGCCAGAGGAAGACUGCGCCCUACAAGAACGUUAAUGUGCAGAACUUCCACAUAAGCUGGAAAGAUGGCCUCGCUUUUAAUGCCUUGAUCCACAGACACAGACCAGAACUAAUUGAAUACGACAAGCUAAGAAAGGAUGAUCCAGUCACAAAUCUGAACAAUGCCUUUGAGGUUGCUGAGAAAUACCUUGACAUUCCCAAGAUGUUGGAUGCAGAAGAUAUUGUCAACACGGCCCGUCCUGACGAAAAGGCCAUUAUGACCUACGUUUCCAGCUUCUACCAUGCCUUCUCUGGCGCACAGAAGGCUGAGACAGCUGCAAACAGGAUUUGCAAAGUGUUGGCUGUGAACCAAGAAAAUGAGCACUUGAUGGAAGACUAUGAGAAGCUGGCUUCUGACCUGCUGGAGUGGAUUCAGCGCACCAUCCCCUGGCUGGAGAACCGCGUUCCUCAGAAGACCAUGCAGGAGAUGCAGCAGAAGCUGGAGGAUUUCCGCGACUACCGGAGGGUGCACAAGCCCCCCAAGGUGCAGGAGAAGUGCCAGCUGGAGAUCAAUUUCAACACCUUGCAGACCAAGCUGCGGCUAAGCAACCGGCCAGCCUUCAUGCCCUCCGAGGGGAAAAUGGUUUCGGAUAUUCACAAUGGCUGGCAGCACCUGGAGCAAGCAGAGAAAGGCUACGAGGAAUGGCUGCUGAACGAGAUCCGGCGGCUGGAACGGCUGGACCACUUGGCCGAGAAGUUCAGGCAGAAGGCCUCCAUCCACGAAGGCUGGACCGAAGGCAAAGAGGCUAUGCUGAGGCAGAAGGACUACGAGACGGCCACCCUGUCGGACAUCAAAGCCCUGAUCCGGAAGCACGAGGCGUUUGAGAGCGACCUCGCAGCACACCAGGACCGCGUGGAGCAGAUCGCCGCCAUCGCCCAGGAGCUCAAUGAGCUGGAUUAUUACGACUCGCCCAGCGUCAACGCCCGGUGCCAGAAGAUCUGCGACCAGUGGGACUCCCUGGGAUCGCUGACCCACACCCGAAGGGAAGCACUUGAGAAAACAGAGAAGCAGUUGGAGACCAUCGAUCAGCUCCACCUGGAGUAUGCCAAGAGGGCAGCCCCCUUCAACAACUGGAUGGAGAGUGCGAUGGAGGACCUGCAGGACAUGUUCAUUGUGCACACCACCGAGGAGAUCGAGGGCCUGAUCGCAGCCCAUGACCAGUUCAAAUCCACCCUGCCCGACGCAGACAAGGAACGGGAGGCCAUCCUGGGUAUCCAGAGUGAAGCACAGAGAAUCGCGGACUACAAUAACAUAAAGCUCUCUGGGAACAAUCCCUACACUUCCGUCACUCCACAGAUCAUCAACUCCAAGUGGGAAAGGGUGCAGCAGCUGGUCCCCAAGCGGGACCAUGCCCUGCAGGGCGAGCAGAGCAAGCAGCAGUCCAACGAGCACCUGCGCCGACAGUUCGCCAGCCAGGCCAACAUCGUGGGGCCCUGGAUCCAGACCAAGAUGGAGGAAAUUGGGCGCAUCUCCAUCGAGAUGAACGGCACCUUGGAAGACCAGCUGAACCACCUCAAGCAGUACGAGCUGAGCAUCGUGGACUACAAGCCCAACAUCGACGUCCUCGAGCAGCAGCACCAGCUCAUCCAGGAGGCGCUCAUCUUCGACAACAAGCACACCAACUACACCAUGGAGCACAUCCGUGUCGGCUGGGAGCAGCUCCUCACCACCAUCGCCCGGACCAUCAAUGAGGUGGAGAACCAGAUCCUCACCCGGGAUGCGAAGGGAAUCAGCCAGGAGCAGAUGCAGGAGUUCCGGGCCUCCUUCAACCACUUCGAUAAGGACCACGGCGGCUCCCUGGGACCCGAAGAGUUCAAAGCUUGCCUCAUCAGCUUGGGAUACGAUGUGGAAAAUGACCGACAGAAACGCACGGGGAGCAUGGACACCGAUGACUACCGAGCCCUCCUUAUCUCCACGGGAUACAGCCUGGGAGAUGCAGAGUUCAAUCGGAUCAUGAGCCUUGUGGAUCCCAACCAGAGCGGUGUGGUGACCUUCCAAGCCUUCAUUGACUUCAUGUCCCGGGAGACAACAGACACGGAUACGGCGGACCAAGUCAUUGCCUCCUUCAAGGUCCUGGCUGGCGACAAGAACUACAUCACAGCGGAGGAGCUGCAGCGAGAGCUUCCCCCGGAUCAGGCCGAGUACUGCAUUGCCCGCAUGGCACCUUACCAGGGGCCCGACGCCACCCCCGGAGCCCUGGACUACAAGUCCUUCUCCACGGCGCUGUAUGGCGAGAGUGAUCUGUGAGGCAGAGAGGGCGGCGGCAGCGGAAACAGCAAGCGCUGGCGCUUCUGG
Messenger RNA from Varanus komodoensis (Komodo dragon), 2936 nucleotides. RefSeq names its product actinin alpha 4 (gene ACTN4). Lineage: Eukaryota; Metazoa; Chordata; Lepidosauria; Squamata; Varanidae. The record is from RefSeq and is a predicted model, not a curated record. The transcript is spliced from 22 exons. The coding region runs from base 108 to 2888 and encodes 926 amino acids. Gene Ontology annotation, molecular function: actin filament binding; calcium ion binding. Gene Ontology annotation, cellular component: cell projection; cortical actin cytoskeleton; cell junction. Gene Ontology annotation, biological process: actin cytoskeleton organization; muscle cell development.